Galeopterus variegatus (Sunda flying lemur) is the source of this 636-nucleotide messenger RNA. RefSeq names its product NADH dehydrogenase (ubiquinone) 1 beta subcomplex, 6, 17kDa (gene NDUFB6). NCBI's taxonomy places the organism in Eukaryota, Metazoa, Chordata, Mammalia, Dermoptera, Cynocephalidae. Gene Ontology annotation, biological process: mitochondrial ATP synthesis coupled electron transport; mitochondrial electron transport, NADH to ubiquinone. Bases 136 to 522 code for a protein of 128 amino acids. The record is from RefSeq and is a predicted model, not a curated record. The transcript is spliced from 4 exons.
GGGGUGUGACGCCAUAACCGCGCGCCGCUCCCAGGUGUUCUCGCAAGGUCGCUUUGCGGGGCGGAGGCGUAUGUAGGUGACUAAACCCUAGUUUGGGGUCGCGCUGUGUCCUUUUGCCUCUGUGUCAGCGGCGACAUGUCGGGGUACACGCCAGAUGAGAAACUGCGGCUGCAGCAGCUGCGAGAGCUGAGAAGGCGAUGGCUGAAGGACCAGGAACUGAGCCCUCGGGAGCCGGUGAUGCCCCCGCAGAGGACGUGGUCUCUGGAGAAAUUCUGGAAUAAGUUUUUGCAGGAUGGGACCCCCUGGAGGAAGUUGGUCUAUAAGACAUACUAUCACAGUGUCUUUGCUUUUACUCGUGUACUUGUACCUGCUUGGAUUGUUCAUUAUUAUUGCAAAUAUCAUGUGACUAAAAUACCAUAUGGCAUCGUUGAACGGAAGCCCAGAAUAUUCCCAGGUGAUACAAUUCUGGAGACUGGAGAAGUAAUUCCACCAAUGAAAGAAUUUCCUGAUCAACAUCAUUGAAGAUUACUUACAAAUUUCAAAGGCUUAUUAUUAGCCCAAGUUUGUUCCUACAUUACCAUAUUUACUGAAUAUAUUUUCUGGAAAAGUGACUUUAAUAAAGUUAACUCUCAGAAA